AUGGACGCGCUUCUGUCUCGCUUAGAUUCCUUUGUCCUCGAUCCCCAUCUCGCGCCUCUUCUGUCGCUCGUCAAGGGUGCCCGCAAUGGCAUCGUAUACGGGUCGAAAGUGCGGUUCCCGCACGCUUUGGUAUUCCGAGAAAAGGUCAAGCUCGUCCUGAAAGCCACUCGCCAGCAUGCUCGGAACUUGGCAACUUUUGCUCUUAUAUAUAAAGGCUCGAUGAUUGUUCUACGCAACGUCAAUCCUACUGGUGUCGGGAAAGAAGGCCGCUAUGACAGCUUCUUUGCGGGUCUACUGGGAGGGUACGCAGUGUUCGGUCGACACAAAACAAGCAUUACCCAGCAGAUCGUCAUAUACGUCUUUGCUCGUGUAGUACUAGCUCUUGCCAAGCUCUCUGUUCAGCCGAAUAUGCACCCUCUCUCCUCUUUGAUCACUCCCGAGUCGCGCGCAAGGAUCGAGGCCAACGCUUGGCCAGUAUUUGCGAGUCUCAGCUGGGCACUCGUUAUGUACAUCUUCCGUUGGCAUCCAGAGACGCUUAUGUCGAGUUUGAGAAGCAGCAUGGUAUACAUCUACUCCGACUCGGAUCACUGGGAUUCAUUCCGCAACUUCUUGAUAUACAACAAGUAG
Aspergillus fumigatus Af293 is the source of this 627-nucleotide messenger RNA. The record is from RefSeq and is a predicted model, not a curated record. Lineage: Eukaryota; Fungi; Ascomycota; Eurotiomycetes; Eurotiales; Aspergillaceae.